UCUGCUUUGUAGCUGAUCCAUGAACACUCUCGCCACCUCUCACCUACAUCUCGCUCUCAAGUGAAGGCCGACUAGUUAAGCAGCCUCGUUACACUCAGCACAGCCAGGCGAUCUAUUGGCCUGUGGGAAGUUAAUCAUUACAGCUAUUGACAGCCGUGGAGAGGAUCUGACACUCGCUCUGCUUUGACUUUAUUCUCACAGAUAAAUCUCUCUGAGACAUGACCAACCCGAAGCCCAAAGCAGAGAGGCAGAGCGAUGGAGCCGAGGGCCCCGACGGGGGCUGGGGCUGGGUGCUGGUCGGCGCCAUGUUCGUGAGCACGAGCCUGGUGUUCGGCCUGAUGCGCUCCCUGGGGAUCUUCUUUGUGGAGUUCGUGCAGUACUUUGAGGAGAGCGCUCAGGCCAUCUCCUGGAUCUCAUCCACGGGCCUGGCAGCUCAGCAGUUCUUCAGUCCGCUGGGUGCAGCGCUGUGUAAUGCAUACGAUACACGGGUGGUGGUGAUGACGGGGGGCUGUCUGGCUGGACUCGGACUCAUCCUCGCCUCGCAGGCCACCUGUCUUGUUCACCUCUACCUCACCAUGGGCGUUAUCUCAGGUUUGGGCUGGGGGCUGGUCUUCACGCCCAUGGUGGCUACAGUCAUGGCUAACUUCACUCGCCGGCGUGCACUUGCGUUAGGACUGGGGUUCUCCAGCAUCGGUCUCUCCUCUUUCGCAUUCAACCCGCUUUUCCAGUUUCUGGUGGAGAUGUACGCGUGGCGAGGGGCCCUCCUGAUUCUGGGGGGCCUCAGCCUCAACAUUGUGCCCUGCGGAGCUCUCAUCCGCCCAAAAAGACGCCCUAAAGAACCAGCAAAGGUGAGACAAACUCUUCAUCUGUUGAACCAGCUUAUACACGCACAGCAGAUUCUUCAUUUCUGGCACAAUACGUUGUUCUUACUUGAAGGGCAGCUGCUGCAGAGAAUUUAAGAGAAUGGAUGGUGCAGGAUUACGGAAAAUCCACACGCAUGACAACUAUGCAGACUUGCUUCAGUGUGAAAUAUUCGUAUUGCUGUGUUGCAUUUUCAUCAAAAAAUAAAUCGUGCAUGUGUCCAAAAACAAAAACCAACAGACAGAUAAAAGUCUCAGGAGCAACUACACAAACUCAUCUCAACCCAAAUCUUACCAGCUGUUGUGUCUAACCACGUUCAAUGAGCAACAUAUAGCAUCAGAAAGCUGCUCAAACCAUUAAAUGUCCUUUAUGUGGUUGUUGAGGUAGUUGUUGCAGUGUUUGUCGUACAUCUCAACAAAGGAUUUCACUUGUCAAACAUAUUUCUGCAGGCAAAAUUCUGUGACGCCUUUCGCAAGUUUUUCAACCUUUGAAACAGGAUUUCUUUCAAAACAUGGGACAAAAGGCCAUCAGUGACUUGGCAUUAAAUGUCCCACAAAAUGCAAAAGAAAUUAUUAAAAUC
Plectropomus leopardus (leopard coralgrouper) is the source of this 1441-nucleotide messenger RNA. NCBI's taxonomy places the organism in Eukaryota, Metazoa, Chordata, Actinopteri, Perciformes, Serranidae. The record is from RefSeq and is a predicted model, not a curated record.